AUGUCUCUUUUUUACAGAAUUAUGGGAUUCGUAUCACUAAAUGUAUUAUUGUACGUUGUACGAAUUCAUGGAUUAGAAAAUCUUGCACUACAUCAGCCAACUUGGGGGCAAUAUUCAUGGCCAGACAGGAGUAGAGACUUUGGUAGUGAGAAUGCAGUGGACGGUAUGUACACUGAUCGUGGAGCUAAUGGGGGCCAAUGUACAAUAUCUGUGGAUGGCGUAUACAAUGCAACAUUGGGGGUAGACCUGGGGAGAGUGGUCAGCAUUAGUCAUAUAGAUAUCUACUACAGGACGGAUAACCUAGGUUAUAGUUAUUACAUGUAUACAGGGAGAGUUGCGGGCUUUUUUGUCUAUGUGUCCAACACAACCUCUAAAGACGACGGAUAUCUCUGUUAUCACGAUAAAUCAACCAAAGAGGGCAUGUUGUCAUCAGACCAGCAUAUAAACUGCACCCUUCAUGGACGAUACGUUAUCUACUACAAUGAACGUAAACCAGGUGUUAAUUACCCUACCUUCUAUUCUAAAUAUGCAUAUCAUGAACUCUGUGAGCUAGAGGUCUACGGGUGUAAUGGAACCUAUGGAGAAGAUUGCGUUUAUCCCUGCCCAACAAACUGCCAAGACAGGAGGUGUGAUAUCAAUACAGGCCUCUGUUUUAGUUGUGUUCCAGGAUAUAAGGGUCCACAAUGUAACUUUGUCUGUAACAACAAUACCUACGGACCAGAAUGUGCUUUAAAAUGUGGCAACUGCAGCAAUGGAGAGACGUGUCACCACAUCAACGGUACCUGUCUUCACGGAUGUGCUGUAGGAGGCGAAAGCUGCCAGGAAGGAUGUCAAUCUGGAUAUUAUGGACGAAAUUGCAGUCACCGUUGUAGCGAAAACUGCAUUGUCACCAGUCAAUGUGACAGAUUUACAGGACGAUGUGACGGUGGGUGUAAACCAGGAUGGGCAGGAAACACAUGUAACCAAAUUAGAGCAACCAACACACAACCUUGUUCAUGCACAGAGAGCUACACCAUUGUAAUCGUCGUGGUAUCAGUUCUGAUAGUUGUCACAGGAAGUCUGAUAAAUUUUGUCAUCUGGAAGAGAAAUGCUGCGAAUUUAUGCAGAAUGAGAUAUAUAGAGAGACAUUUAAAACUUUGUUUAUGUUUUAGCCUGGGGAAUAUGCCGCAACCUACAAGUAAAAGAGAGGAAAAGGAUCAUCAGUAUACAGAACUUGAAGAGAUUGACAAAUCCAAGACAUAUGAAGAAAUCCAUAGUUAUUCAAACUGAAACCGGCAGUAACCUAACGUCUUUGAAGAGGUUUUCAACAAAGAGCUAGAGCUACAAAGCAUCAAAAUGUGGCACAAAAUUUGUUUCUGUUUCUCUACAACUGUAUUUAUUUCACCUCGAGCUCGGCACAAACGCAACAUCAAACAUGCCAUCGUCGUGGAAAUUGUAGCUUUAUCUGCAGUUUUUGCAAAAUUUGAAUAGGGACAAUGUUGAGAACUUCUUUAAAACUUUUAAAAAUGAGAGACAUUGCCAAUAUCUGCCUUCCUGCAAAAUUUCUUAGAAGUACCUGCUUGACUAAUAUGUAUUUUAAACAUUUUGAAAAAUAUGCGACAUGUAAAAGAAAAUAAAACAAAACACUUUUUCAUAGCAAUAUUUAUUUCCUUAAUUCUCACUGAAAAUUCUUAAUAUAGGAAUAUAAUUAUUUGGGAGU
This is a messenger RNA of Magallana angulata, 1699 nucleotides long. RefSeq names its product multiple epidermal growth factor-like domains protein 10. The coding region runs from base 1 to 1269 and encodes 422 amino acids. NCBI's taxonomy places the organism in Eukaryota, Metazoa, Mollusca, Bivalvia, Ostreida, Ostreidae. The record is from RefSeq and is a predicted model, not a curated record. The transcript has 10 exons.